This is a messenger RNA of Boleophthalmus pectinirostris (great blue-spotted mudskipper), 4508 nucleotides long. It is a transcript of the gene mcf2a, whose product is annotated as MCF.2 cell line derived transforming sequence a. The record is from RefSeq and is a predicted model, not a curated record. Gene Ontology annotation, cellular component: cytoplasm. Gene Ontology annotation, biological process: dendrite development. Bases 9 to 3212 code for a protein of 1067 amino acids. Lineage: Eukaryota; Metazoa; Chordata; Actinopteri; Gobiiformes; Gobiidae. The transcript is spliced from 29 exons. Gene Ontology annotation, molecular function: guanyl-nucleotide exchange factor activity.
CCAUCAGCAUGAAGGAAGUAGGAGGCUUCAUAGAGAAGCAGGUGGCCUACUUGUCAGGGGGCCGUGGGGAAGACUCCAGUGUUAUAAUCACACUCCCAGAAUGCUCAGCAUUCAGCGACAUUCCUGAAGAAGCUUUAGCCAAAGUCUUUACAUACCUCACACUCAUUCCCCGAAAAAGGCAACCCGGCGUCAAGUUCAUAAUCAUUUUAGAUCGAAGACUGGACACUUGGCCAUCCAUCAAAUCUGCACUUGCAAGAAUAUCAGCAUCCUUUCCUGGCAACCUUCACCUGGUCCUGGUGCUGAGGCCCACCAGCUUUUUCCACCGCACUGUCACUGAUAUUGGUUUCCGCUUCAGCCAAGAGGACUUCAUGCUUAAGAUGCCAGUGGUCAUGCUGAGCUCAGUGACAGACCUACUGCACUACAUUGAAGAGAACCAGCUCACAUCGGAGUUUGGAGGCACAUUGGACUACUGCCACAGUGACUGGAUUGUUUUACGAACAGCGAUAGAGAGUUUUGCUGUGACAGUCAAGGACAUAGCUCAUAUGUUACAGACUUUUGGCACUGAAGUGGCUGAGACUGACCUACCAAAUGAAGCAAAAAACACUGAGUGCCUUCUUGAAUCCCAAACUAACAAAUACGGGAAACUCAAGGAUGCAAUCAGAACUGUUUCAAAAGAGGGCUGUCAUCUUCUCUCAAAUCUACAGACUUCUGGCAAAGGGGACUCUCACUGGGAUGUGCGGCUAGACACAGAAACUGUGCAGAGACUUCUAGCUCAACUCAGAGACAUGGAGUCUGCUUUUGAUGGUUUCUUUGAAAAGCAUCACCUGAAACUACAUCAGUACCUACAGUUACUAAGAUAUGAGCAGAGCUUCCAGGAGAUGGAGAUGUGUUUGGAGCACCUCUUGACUAAGGAGAAGGACCUGCCUUCAUCUGUUGACAGUCUUCCUCAAGCAGAGCAGGCUCUUAAAAAGAUAGACACACUUGAGUCAAGUGCACUAGAUGUGAUGUCUCGGGCCCAGAUCAUAAUCCUUCAUGGACAUCAACUGUCUGCCACUCAUCACUAUGCCAUGGCUCUCAUUAUGCAACGCUGCAAUGAGCUGCGGCAUUACUGUGAUACUCUGAAUGCAGCUCUCAAGACCAAGCACACUCGUCUCCUGCAAGCCCACCAGUUGCUGCUCUGUCUGGGAAAGGCCCAGACUUGGUGUGAUGAUGGAGCGUAUCUGUUGGCUAGUCAAGUUGGAAAUAAGUACCAGUCCAAAGAAGGAGCUCAGUCUGCUCUAAAGGAUAUUGAGAACUUCCUGCAGGGGGCGCCAGCAGUACUGAGCUUGGGGCCUGAGAUUGUAGCUACUGAAUAUGAGCCUGUUAUUACGUCACAUCUGCAGUCUCAAAUACAAAAAACUUUUACAAAACAUGCAACAGUGCAGCAAAUGAUUCAGAAUCGACAGAACUGUCUUAGGAAGCUUGCAGACAAGCACAUACGACCGGUGCAGCUUGUGGCGCCAAGAGCUGAAAACUCUCCACGCUCCAAGUCACCUCUCUUCUCUCCUAAGAACAGUGACGGUUUGAAGUUCACAUUUGACCUUUCACUACCUGGAAAAAGGACAUCAAAAAAAGGCAUCAACCCUAGAAAGAUUGAAGUAAUCCACGACUACCAGGAGAGCCGCAGUUGCUUGUCAUACAGUGUGGAGGGAGAGGACAGCCCAGACGUCCUAAAGCGACGUGUAAUGAGGGAACUGAUAGAGACCGAGAGGAUGUAUGUGGAGGAGCUUCUGUCUGUGCUAUUGGGUUAUAGAGCUGAAAUGGAAAACCCAGCUCUGUCUAGCCAUCUACCUCUGGAUUUAAUUAGCAAGAAAGACAUUCUCUUUGGAAAUAUGCCCGAGAUCUACAAUUUUCACAGCAGAGUUUUCCUACAGGAUCUUGAAGCUUGCCUUGAGACCCCAGAAGCAGUUGGAGCCUGUUUUCUAGAGAGGAAAGACUGUUUUCAGAUGUAUGAGUGCUACUGUCAUAAUAAACCACAUUCAGAUGCAUUGUGGAGGCAGUUUUCUGACUGUGUAUUCUUUCAAGAAUGUCAGAAAAAACUAGAGCACAAACUGGGCCUUGAUUCUUACCUGCUAAAACCAGUCCAGCGCCUGACUAAAUACCAACUGCUGCUUAAGGAGCUGCUGAAAUGCUGUGGCACGGACUCUGAGGGAACAUCAGAUCUGCAAGAAGCUUUAAAUGCAAUGUUGGAUUUAGUCAAGUCAGUUAAUGACUCCAUGCAUCAAACAGCCAUCACAGGAUACGAGGGAGACCUGUGUGAACUGGGCAAGAUGCUAAUGCAGGGCUCCUUCAGUGUGUGGAUCAGCCAUAAGAGAGGUGCCACUCGUAUGAAAGAGUUUGCUCGCUUCAAACCCAUGCAGAGGCACCUGUUCCUCUAUGAAAGGGCCCUGCUCUUUUGUAAACGCCGUGAGGAACAUGGAGAUGGCUGUGAUAAGACGCCUUCAUACAGCUUUAAACACUGUCUCAAGAUGACUGCUGUGGGAAUCACAGAGAAUGUUAAAGGAGAUGUCAAAAAGUUUGAGAUCUGGUACAGUGGCAGAGAGGAGGUCUAUGUGAUUCAGGCUCCUACACCAGAGGUAAAGGCAGCAUGGUUGAAUGAACUGCGCAGAAUACUAACAAACCAACAGAAGCUCCUAAGAGAUGAGGCUUAUCAGCAUAGUCCUAUGUGUGGGCUCAUGCAGCUCUCUCCAGCUCUGUCAGAAAGCAAGCAGCAGAGGGCAUCUGUGAGCUCAGAGGACACAGAGUCAGGCCGGAGCAGUCCAGACCCUCAGUCUAGUUCUCCGAAACGACAAAACCGCAGGAGUUGGCCAGGAGCUCAUCAGACCACAGACAUGUGCGAGGCUGUGGACAAGUGGUCUGCAGAUGGUGAUCCUUUCCAGCCGUCGGACUCAGAGGCAGCUAGUCUGCUGACACUGACCCCAGGCAGUUAUAAGGCUUUGGCAGACUGCCCUCAGGAUGAAACUAAAAGCAUUAUGAUCAAGUCUGGAGACAUUCUUCAGUUGCAGCAGGAGGACAAGCCCAGUCUAUGGCUUGUGAAAAACCUAAGUCAGCAAGAGGAGGGCUUCAUAUCAACAGCUAGUCUGCGGUCUGUGUUAGUACCUUUUGGCAAAGGUCAGUCAUGCAGACUAGGAGAGCCUGCUACUCUAAAGAUGAGAAAACUCAGCUCUCCAUAGACUGGGUGCAGUCUGACUGUAAAGUGUCUGAGGAGCUGAGUUUGAGCUGUCUGCUCUUUCACUGUGGUGCUGAGUGGGCUUUUGCUGUAGUUUACACAUAAAGGCAAUCCUGGGAAAAUCAACAGCCGAGCUGUGGACACUGACUUUAUUACUGGAUGUUUUUGCUCCAGGCCUUCAUUUUCUGACCAUUUUUCCAUUGCAGCUAAUUCCUGAGAAAUCAAUUUGUAUUUGCACAUCUAAGAUUUUUUUUUACAUGUUUUAUAUUUUUUCUAUGUAAAUUAUUUGAAAAUGUAUUCAUCAACAGUUUCAAAAUUCAGCAAUUUAAAUGCCAAAUCACUAAUAUUUGCAUUUUGUAUACUUGUUUCUCUUCUCAGUUUGCAAAAUAUUAGCUUUAACCUGAACUCAGAUAUAUUUACGAAGCACUUUAUUAAGAUAAAAUGCAUAAAAUAUCUUCUCUGUCUUCUCAGCUUGACUCUAUGCACUGGUCUGUCAGUUUAAAAGCUCUUAUAGAGUGUGUUUACUGCUGUACGCGUGUGCUGUGCUUCAAAAGUGACACGCACUUUGCCUGUGGCCAACAAUUGGUGCAUCGCUGUUGCUUUAGACUGAUAAAAAUGGAUGCCGCAGUGUCAGUAGGACUGGUAUUCCUCCAGCCCUCACUUUGGUCCUGAUGCUAACUGUUACAGUGGACUCUUCUUACUCCUCGUUACCGCACUGUUAGUCUGAGCUCUUCAAUUAAAAGGGAUCAUACAGCUGACAUGAAAUAUCCCCUCCGUGAUGAACACUUAAUGAAAUAUUGAUAGCAGUCUUAGAUGAAUUUGCCACAUCAAAUCGAGACCCCAGUUGGAGGGAUGCCUUUGAUUCACAUCGUUUGAUAUGGAAAUUAGUUUUUAAAGCUGCAGGAAGUGCACGCAAUGCUUUUCCUAUGUUGCUAACUUAUUUAUUAUUUUUGCUGUCAUGUUGUUUCUUGAUGUUAUGUUGAAAAUGUGCAGCCCAAAUAUGGACUGCUUUUGUUUCUUCCUUUUUGCUUCUCUCCAAAUUUAUUUUGAUAUUUUAUUGUAUUUCUCAAAUCCUAAUGCUGCAGAUUUUGCACAUUUUUUCAUUUUUAGAAAACAAAAUAAUGCUUGAAAAGUUAUGAAUUCUGAUGAGCCAAAAGGCCUCUGCCUGCUGCUGAUUUUUCAUUAAAAACUUGCACAGUAAAUUAACUGAAGCAGUUAGUGUCUUAAUGUAAAAGAUUUCAUCUGCCUUUUUUGUACUGAACAAGAGCUGCAUUAUGAAAUAAAUAUGCAUUUGAUAUCA